AAAUUUUAUUGUUACAGCACGAACAGUUGGCAUUGUAAAAUUAUAAAUUAAAAUUUGGUUUCGUCUUGGAGAUAAUGUUAUAAGUGAUUUAAACAAAAUGCACGUGAGAAUACGUAUAUUCGGUAAACCAGAUACCGUUGUAGUUGUAGAAUCUAAGUUAACAAAGAUAGAUCAGUUCCGGCGAAUUAUAAAAGAAAAGUUUGAUGUUCCACCAAAAUUACAAAGAUUAUUCUACGGCGGUAAACUGCUGGAAAAUGGUUACACAUUCCACGACUAUAAUAUCAAGCUCAAUGAUGUUAUUCAACUCAUGGUUCGGGCGCAGCCUGAGGACAGCCCCAAGAAGAAGACUGACACUAAGACUGAAGAUAUUAAAGACAAAACCGAAGUUUCUGAUGGGGAUGCGGUUGAGUACAAAGAUGCAGUAAGUACAUUAUACGAAGUUGGUGAUCUAGUUGAUGUACGAGACCGUGAGCAAGGAUCCUGGUUAGAAGGGAAAAUAACUAGAAUAGUGAAUGAUCCUGACAACCCAUAUACACCAGAUUCUAAAGACUCAUCGAGUAUUGACAUAAGUGUCCUAGGACAUUCUGAGAACAGUGACCACAGUUUUGACACUGAAAACGAUGUUGAAAAUAAACCUCCAAGUGAAUCAACCAAUGGGGACAGUUUGCCAAAAUCUAAAAGUAAAGGCAUAGCUAAGUAUUUCAGUAGAACCCCAAAAAUUGCAUGGAAAAAAAGUGAUAGUGAAUUGAAUAAAAGUGUUGAAAGCAAGGAUAUUGAUUCAAUGCUGCUUUAUAAAGUGCAACUGGAAUCAGAUGAUGAAGAUUCUAACUUGUAUUGUAAGCUAAAAGAAAUAAGACCUAGAGCUAGAAAUGAGAUAGAUCCUAAAGACCUGAAGGUGGAUCAGACAGUGAUGUUGAACCACAACACAGAUGAACCACUUGAGAAAGGACAUUGGUAUGAUUUCAAAAUAGCAGAAAUAAAGAAGUUUAGAGCAAUUUAUGAGUUGAUAGGAACUCUUUAUUUGGGCCCUGAUGCUGUCCCACAGAAUGAUACUAAAGUGAGAGUGAUUGACAAGAUAUUUGCAAUUGAAGAGGUAGUGCCACUAGCUCAGAGGACACAGAAGUACAAGAAAAUGAUGAUCACCCCUCCGGAGAAACGAUCUGUGCCAUUAAAUUGUCUUACGUGUCGCGACGAUGAAAACACUCUGUGCAAAGACUGUGGCUGUUAUCUGUGCUCAGGAAAGGAGUUUCCCGAAAGAAUAGUUUUAUGCGACGAAUGUAACCAUGGCUACCACAUGAUAUGCUUGGACCCGCCGCUCAUGGAGCUGCCCGAAGAAGACUGGUACUGCCCGUCCUGCAAGAGAGAUACUAAUGACGUCAUAGCACCUGGAGCUGCUAAGCAAACAAAGAAGACGAUCAAAACUAAUCGCGACUGGGGCCGAGGAAUGGCUUGCGUUGGUAAGACGAAGACCUGUGCGAUGCCGCCCAAUCAUUUCGGACCGAUUCCCGGCAUUGAAGUUGGCAUGUGCUGGAGGUUCAGAAUACAGCUGUCGGAAACCGGUGUCCAUCGGCCGCCCGUUUCUGGGAUACAUGGUCGCGAUGUAGAAGGCGCUUACAGCAUUGUAUUAUCAGGUGGUUACGAAGAUGAUGUGGAUCAUGGAAACGAGUUCACGUACACAGGCAGUGGCGGCCGAGAUCUUUCCGGAAAUAAACGCACUGCGGAACAGUCCUGUGACCAAACACUCACCAGAGAAAACAAAGCGCUAGCCCGUAACUGCGCAGUGAACAGUAUAAGCGAGGAAGGCGGUGACGCAGGUGACAAUUGGCGUAACGGGAAGCCGGUCCGCGUAGUGCGCUCCUACAAGAUGUUGAAACAUUUCCCCAAGUAUGCACCAAAAGAAGGAAUCAGAUACGACGGCAUAUAUAAGGUUGUGAAGUACUAUCCAGAGAAGGGACUAUCAGGAUUCAUUGUUUGGAAGUACCUAUUGAGACGAGACGAUCCUAACCCUGCGCCUUGGGAACCAGGAGCAAAGGAAUACCCGAUUAUUUAUCCCGAUGGGUAUUUAGAGGCGGAAGCAGAAAAGAAAGCUUUAAAAGAAAAGAACAGUAAAAUCGGUAAAGGUGCCAAGAAAGGUAAUAAAAAGCGAGCCCUCAGAGAAAGCAAUCAAACAACUGAGUCGGAAAGUGAUGCCUCUCCACCUGUCAAGAGACGGAAAACUACUAAACCAGUAAUAAAAACCAAAGCUACAAAUAGUCCUAAGACGAAUAUAGCUAGUAUAUUCCUGAAGAGUCCGAAACGUAAGUCACCACAGAAGAAAGAUACAGAGAGUAAAUUGAGUGAGGAAGAAAUGGCAGCAAUUAAGGCGGAUACGCUGAACGAGAAGCUCUGGAGCGAAUGUCUCAUUGUAUGCGAGGCUCGGGGAAAGAAGGAAUUCGUGGACUAUGUGACGCAAAUGUUCCUGUGCAUCAUUUGUCAAGAGGUAGCUGUAAGUCCGGUGACAACACCUUGUUUACACAACUUCUGUUUGGCGUGCAUAAAGCAAGCUUUCAAAGCUAGCGGCGCUCAAUGCCCCUGCUGCCGACAUAGCCUCGUGAAGUACGAAAUUGAACCAAAUGAAGAGUUGAAAACAGCUCUCCGAAGUAUACUGACGGGAUACGAUGCGGGCAAGAAAUAGAAUAUAAUGUGAUUUCGCAACGCACGUGAACGCCAGAACGUCGUCUAAAUCUACCUAAGGCUCAUUAGAAGGAGAAUUUAU
This is a messenger RNA of Spodoptera exigua (beet armyworm), 2755 nucleotides long. The record is from the annotation of a GenBank genome assembly. NCBI's taxonomy places the organism in Eukaryota, Metazoa, Arthropoda, Insecta, Lepidoptera, Noctuidae.